Messenger RNA from Penicillium verhagenii, 1794 nucleotides. RefSeq lists its product as uncharacterized. The record is from RefSeq and is a predicted model, not a curated record. Lineage: Eukaryota; Fungi; Ascomycota; Eurotiomycetes; Eurotiales; Aspergillaceae. The coding region runs from base 1 to 1794 and encodes 597 amino acids. The transcript has 2 exons.
AUGCCGGCUUAUGUGCGUGGCUCAAGCCACUGGCAUGGAUCGAACAACAAUGCAACACCUGAAAAAUUGUUCGUGCCCUAUUCCGAUGAUGAGGGCCAAUUUAUGUCACACAGACUACAUUCGGAUUACACCACUCCAUUUCGUGAGGAAUACGAACAAGAAGUGAUGGCUGCGUCAGUGACGGCAGUGAAUAAACAAACUCCCUGGGUCUUUCCUCAUCGCUUAUUGGGACCCGACGGCCUGAGUAUUGAAACACCACAAAAGUGCCCAGAUUAUGUCGUGAUCUCCUACACAUGGGGUCGCUGGAAGAAGCCCACUCGGGAAUUCGACACACCUGUUCAAGGUGGGUAUUGGGAUGUGCCUUCCAACACCCUUUUUUCACGGGAAGAUCUUGAUUUUGCGAUUCAAAACAUUGCAAAUGGGGACCAUGCUUGGGUGGAUGUGUUUUGCAUACCCCAAAUCGACUCAGACCCAUUACACGCCCAGGAAAUUGGCAACCAAAGUGCUAUUUUUCGAUCCGCUUCUCGGGCCGCAGUCUGGUUAUGCUCAGGAGGUGGCGAUAUUUUGGCCGAAAUUUGUUCGUGGGUGCCUGAAGGGCCGACAUUCGUUGACCCUUCCACAGUGCAAUUCCCGAGCUUUUACUCCAUGCGAGAGGGCACCGCACAGUCGGAAUUGGACGAGUCUCGACGCCGAACAGCUCUGAUUGUUGCACUAGCUGAAGCUGUACCUUGGACAACAUCACUUUGGACACUCCAAGAGGCGGCCCUUCGUCUAGAUGCUAUAUUUUACCACAAGAGUGGAGAACCUAUACUACACCAGUAUAGUCAAAAGCCAAUAACAGUCAGGCAUCUGGUAAAGACGCUGCGAUAUGUCGCCGAAGCUCUUCAAAAUAGGCAAUCACAUACAGAGUAUACCGAAUGGAUACAGGCCGGAGGAAUAGGGCGCAUAAAUAUUCUCAAUCCACCGACGGCUCUCGGUAUUAAUGAGAAUGAUGUAAAGGUGUGGCUAGAAGCAAUCGAUGCUGUGAACACAAUAAAUCUCCACAGACUGGAGUCAAUGAAUGCCAACGAGUUGCUUUUGGCCUCGACUCAUCGGACUUGCAAACGUCCGCAUGAUAGGGUAUAUGGAAUCAUGGGCGCGAUUGGAGUCAAUGUGCCCGUCGAUUAUAAAAUGAAUCCCUCCGAUCUAAUGGAUAAGUUCCUGAUUGAACUGCACAACACCUUGCCAGCCGAGAUGCAAGCUUUUCACUGCCACCGGUACAUACGACCGAAUAUACGCCCAUGGCUUGCUGACGAAGAUUCGGUCCCGAUGGGCAUGAUACGUCAACGAAUCUUUACUCCAACGCGACCCUUCCAAAUGAUCAACCAGCUAGGCCACUUGAAGCUCAAUACCCUUAUCUUUGUCUCGGACAAGGGAGUCGACGAGUUAGUUUCACGGUUCUUGGGUGAAUCUGCCGUCGCUUACUUCGAUGGCCCUGCGUUGUGUCAAAUCAGUGAUGGCAUGAUUGUCAAUAAGAGUCCACGAUGGAAUGUCGAUGGAGGGCCACGAGUAUUGACCUGCCUCGUGUUGCGACUCAUUCACUCGCAGAGGAAAAUGGCGCUUGUGUCACUAGGUCAGCUGGCGGGCCUUCAGACUCUAGGAUGGCAGUUCAUAUAUCUUCUUCUUGGAGACAUUUAUCCUUCCAGGGAUUUAUCUACCUUGCCAACGCAAAACUUCAGACGCCUCGCUGUUAUCAUGUUAAAGGAGGACAUAUGUGCUGACCAGUCUGUUCGGGGAGAAUUCAGUUUCUACUAA